CAGCCACAGCUCGAAUAAAAUGACCCACCCAACGGACUUUUCUUACCAUCCUCUGCCAAAAAGUGGCCAGAGCCAACACACCCAGGAGAGCGGCGAUGCUGGCCUCUCCUCCAACAUGAAGCACAAGUUCAGUGAUCAUUACAACGAACGUGCUUUGCCUGUGGCAGAUGAAGGCAUCUUUGGAAAACCCACUCCUAAUGAAGAAGUAGGCCUAGACAUUGUUACGGCGAUGAAAGCAAAGAUCUGGUCACACCCUAAUAAUGCUGGUCCAAAGGCAGAGGGACACCCUGUGUCUGCUGAGGGAGGGUUCUCAAAACCGUCUACUUUAAACAACUUUCCACCAGACACCCUGUCAAAGAACAGCCCACAAGAGGAAACGGUUUUACCCGGAAGAACAGCCAUUACAGAGGGGCAGCAAGAUACAGAGGUAGCAGGAGAAGAAAGCUGCAAGAUGGACACCGGGAAAAACCCCAAACCAAAAGGUCCACCGCUGGUUCCUGGAAAAGGGAGAAACCACUGCAGGAAAAGUGCUGCUGGGAAGUACUGGAAAAUGUACCUUUUAUGUUGGUGGUCAUUACAUGUUCCUGUCUCCAACGGCUUUUCUGGUGCUCAACUUGCAGCAGACCACAAGGUUAAGUGCUUUACGUGCAUGGACAAGGACAGAUGCCUCAAGUUGAUGACCAUAUAUGACAGUGAUCACGACAUUAUUCUGUACAAAAGACACCUCAAUCAAAUGUUUUCAGGAUGCUCUGUAAUCUCUCCAACUGGUCCUAAGAGCUGUGAUGUGUGCAUUCACCAAUUCAAAAUCAUCAUCCUCUGCCCAGAGGAUGUUGGAAAAUUAGACGUGGAAGCUAGUAAUGGGGAACAGAUUAUCAACAUCUCUUCAGUCUGUGAUCAGAAUCAGACUCUUGGCCGUACACCUGAUGGAUUGAUUGUUAGCGGUGGUGAUCAGACUCCUGAUCGUGCAUGCUAUGGAUUAAUUGUUAGCGGUGCCCUGUUGUUGGCCACGGUGGCAAUGCUGGUGGUCUACAGUGACUGAAAGUGGUCGGGCCAUUCUCUCACCGAGCAAAAUUAUUGGCUUCUAAAAAAACUUAGAAAUAGCCUUUAGAAAAUAGCUGUGUAGGGCUGCAACUCAUCAUUGUUUUUAUUAUGAUUAAUUUUCUCAUUAUUUUCUUGAUUAAUCAAUUACAAAAUUAUGUAAUCAAAUUGCUUGUGUAAGGACAUGCUUAUUUAACAAAUCAGCUUUCAGCUCUACUUGAUAACUAAUAAUUAUGUUUUAAAUUAGUGAGCUUUCUACAAAAAUGGCCAAAUGCAUAUGUAACUGUUGUCUUCAUUAAAAAUUGCUUUAAACAACA
This is a messenger RNA of Sander lucioperca (pikeperch), 1355 nucleotides long. RefSeq lists its product as uncharacterized. The transcript is spliced from 10 exons. The coding region runs from base 20 to 1039 and encodes 339 amino acids. The record is from RefSeq and is a predicted model, not a curated record. NCBI's taxonomy places the organism in Eukaryota, Metazoa, Chordata, Actinopteri, Perciformes, Percidae.